Messenger RNA from Schistosoma turkestanicum, 2190 nucleotides. NCBI's taxonomy places the organism in Eukaryota, Metazoa, Platyhelminthes, Trematoda, Strigeidida, Schistosomatidae. The record is from the annotation of a GenBank genome assembly.
UUGAAUCAUUAAUUUUUCUGUGAAAAUACAUUUUUUUUAAAGAGAGAUAAAAAUCAAACAGCUACAGUGGAUUAUGAUGACGUAAUGAUAUUAGUGUUUUCAAUUGUGAUUAUUAAUAUGAUAUUUACGAUUGAAAGUAACAAACUCUCUGAUCCAAAUUGUCGAUGUUUUGUAUUCGAUAGUGCAAUGCAUAAAUCUGGCAUUUUUAAAACACCGAAUUAUCCAAAAAAUUAUCAAUAUGAAUUAGAUUGUUUAUUGUAUUAUUUUCAUGGUCUAUCGACUGAAUUAGUCAAAAUCACGUUUACAACAUUUAAUUUAAGAAAGCCGAUUGAGAAGAAGUGUAUAGAUUAUUUAGAUAUAUUCACUACAAUAGAAUCAAAUGAUCACACUAUGCUGGAAAAUCAAAUAAUGAUGAAUGAAAAUAUGAAAUUGUCUUCAAAAUCUGGACAACCAAUGUAUAAUUUAUCAGUCAAUUUUCCUCGACCAGCAGAUUAUAGAUUAUGUGGAGAUUUAAAUGAUUUCCCACAAAAUGAUUUUUAUUCAGUUAGCUCUAUUUUACUACUUAUAUUUCACACAGCACCUAAAAUUCCUGGUCUAAAACGUAGUCAACAGAUGGGAUUCAUUGGUCAAUUUACGUUUGAUUUAAAAACUAAUUAUCAGAAUAAUGAAGGAAGAAGAAAAGAAAAUACAUUUUGUGAUUAUGAAUUUAGCCCUAUGAAAUUGUCCAAUAAAACAAUUAAAUAUGGCGAAUUUUUCUCACCAUUUUAUCCAAGUAAUUAUCCACCAAAUAUUAAAUGUCGAUUCAUUUUUAAAGCAGAUAAAAAAGAAAGAAUUAUUUUAACAUUUCGUUCAAUUCGAUUGAAAGCGAUGACAAAUGGAAAUUUGGGGAAUAAUCAUACAAAAAGAUGUAGUACAAGAAAUUCUAUCCCGGUGCAAAGUGACUUUAUUUCUAUAUCUGAAAUGUACAAGAAUAAAUCAAGAACAUUGGCAAAUCUGUGUACUAAUCUCGUCAAUAUACAACUUGUUUCACAUGGUUCUAUGUUGAAAUUAGACUUUGUCAGUCGUAGUCCUUUCUAUCAAGGUCAAGGUUUUCAUGGGACAUAUGAGUUUGUUCAUGAAUCUCAAGUUUUACCUUCUCCAUUUCUUAAAGAAGAUGAUAAUCAACCGGUUGAAAAUGAUGAGCAUGAAAAUCAAUAUCUGAAUUAUAAGAAUAAUAAAGAUAAAUUAGAAAAUUCAUCAAAUAGCAAUAAGUCUAAGCUGUUUUUUGCCGAUGCCGAAUUUACAUCUUCAAGAAAUAUGCAAUUUCGUGAAGCUGAAGAUUCAUCAUAUCUAGAUUACAUGAACUUUCCAUAUUCUAAUCAAUUCAACAAUGAAAUCAAAUCAAAUCAUGUACAAAGAAAAUUAAUUGUUUCCAAAGGUCCAAUAAAUCAUACUCAAGGCAUAAUUUAUUCACCUCGAUUCCCGCAACCUUAUCCAUCAUCAUUUAAAGCAAUGUAUACAUUUAUAGGUCAAUCUAUGGAGAUAGUUUUAGUUAAAUUCUUAUUUUUGGAACUUGGCAAUUCAAACAGCUGUGAAAAUAGAAAUAAAUCAAUGGGAGAUCGUGUACAGUUGUACGAUGGAAUGCACACAGAAGAUCCAUUAAUAAUAGAAUAUUGUGAAAAUAAAAUUGUAUACAGUAAUCAACAGAAAACGUAUACAACUUUUAAACCUGAGUAUUUUAUUUCAUCAAAAAAUAUAAUGACAGUGCUAUUUAAAAGUGAUGAAAUAUCUAGACCGAAUGAACUAGGUUUCAAAUUGUUUUAUAGUUUUGAACAACAAGAUCAGCAUCAACAACGAACUUAUGAAAAAGAAAAAUAUUUAACAAUCCCUGACCAAACUGUAAUUAAUCAUAAUAAACCGGUUAACUGUUCAAAGAUUGCAUUUAUUACUGAGAUCUAUUUAAUUCUGCCAAUCAUCAUAUGUUUCCAGUUGAAAGAAAACAGAUGACAUUUUAAAUUAAGAGUAUGUUUCAACUAGUUAACUGUUGUACUAAAUAUUACACAGGUCACCACAGCAACCAGCAACGGAAGGAUAUAAACAAAUAAAUGAAUAAUUUAUUUUUUAAUACUGAGUCAAGGAUUACUUUCCUAUUUACUACUUCUUCAGUGAACCCUAUGAAUUCUUUGAAAUUCUAGAUGAACGUCAUUCCUC